Messenger RNA from Aspergillus tanneri, 1713 nucleotides. RefSeq lists its product as uncharacterized. The record is from RefSeq and is a predicted model, not a curated record. The coding region runs from base 1 to 1713 and encodes 570 amino acids. NCBI's taxonomy places the organism in Eukaryota, Fungi, Ascomycota, Eurotiomycetes, Eurotiales, Aspergillaceae. The transcript is spliced from 5 exons.
AUGACGCUACCAACCCGUAAGAUGUCUGGCAACGAAAUUUAUCCUCAACUGAUCAAGAUGGACGGCGGGUCUCACUCAUGGACGCAGAUUGCCUCCAAAAAAAGGUCAUUUCGGGAUCAAGCGUUGGAGCCAUACAUGGUCUCUGAUGUGGACCAACGGGUCCCCCGCAUCUGCCAUAUCCAGGACCGUUCUUGCUUCCAUGGUGACCCCAUGGCCCAAGAGAUAACGGAUAUUGACAGCGUGUACUCUUUACUUGAACGGAUCAAGUCUGGAAAAUAUACCGCCGAACAAGUUACCUUAGCCUACAUCAGAAGAGCGGUCAUCGCACAUCAGUUGAAAGGGUAUUGUCAGACCAACUGCAUCACAGAAACGGUCUUUGAGGACGCACUGGCACAGGCCCGAGCGUUGGAUCGGGAAUUUCAAGAAACCGGUCAACUCAAGGAGCCACUCCAUGGUAUCCCACUCACCGUGAAGGAUCAGUUUAACAUCAAAGGAGUAGAUAGUACCCUGGGAUAUGUGGGACGUUCAUUUGCUCCUGCUGCCGAAAAUGCCGUCCUGGUCCAGAUGUUGAAAGACAUGGGUGCUAUUGUCCUAGCCAAAACCAACGUGCCUCAGAGUAUCAUGUGGGCGGAAACAGAGAACCCCCUUUGGGGAGUGACUGCCAAUCCACGGAAUCCUGCAUUUACACCAGGCGGCUCGACCGGAGGGGAAGGUGCUCUUUUGGCCUUGCAUGGAUCCAUUCUAGGCUUGGGUACAGAUAUUGGAGGCAGUGUCAGAAUCCCAUCAAGUCUCAUGGGUCUGUAUGGCUUCAAACCCAGCAGUAGUAGACUGCCAUACUACGGGGUUCCUGUGUCCACCGAGGGACAGGAACAUGUCCCCUCUUCCGUCGGGACAAUGGCUCGUGAUCUAUCCUCGAUAUGCUACGUCAGUCGGUUAGUUGCAAACGCCAAACCCUGGAAUCUGGAUCCCAAAUGUACCCCCCUUCCCUGGGACGAGGAUGCAUUCCAUGAAAUACAGACCCGACCUAUGGCGAUUGGAUUGAUUCUGGAUGAUGGGGUCGUGAAAGUACAUCCCCCUGUCGAGAGAACGCUCCGGACUUUAUCGCAGAAGUUACAAGCUGCAGGCCAUGAGGUGGUCGCAUGGGAUACCUCGGAUCAUCGAGACUGUAUCCAGCUCAUGGAUCGCUACUACACUGCGGACGGCUGUGAAGAUAUUCGUCGCGAUAUCGACGCGGCCGGAGAGCCACUCAUUCCUCACGUGGAGGCACUGGUUAAGCGAGGGAAAGCCAUUUCGGUCUACGACUACUGGCAGCUCAAUAAGCAAAAGACUGCACUGCAGAAGAGAUACCUUGAUAAGUGGAAUGCUACUCGAUCUGCAUCGGGACAACUGGUUGACAUCCUUCUGGCUCCAACCACACCGCACCCUGCGGUGCCCCACGGUGGGGUGCGGUGGGUUGGAUAUACGAAAAUCUGGAACUUGCUCGACUAUGCGGCGGUCACACUGCCUGUCGACGAAGUAAGAGCCGGGGUAGAUAACUUGCCAGCAGAAGCCUAUCAGCCGAGAAACGAGCUCGACUCUUGGAACUGGUCUCUGUAUGAUGUACAGACCAUGGAAGGCCAUCCGAUUAACGUGCAGGUUAUUGGUCGGAAACUGGAAGAGGAGAGGGUGCUAGGAGCUGCGUGUGUAAUUGAGAAGAUUUGGAAGGAGACGUAG